Molecule: messenger RNA, 2600 nt
Organism: Thecamonas trahens ATCC 50062
Lineage: Eukaryota; Apusomonadida; Apusomonadidae
Exons: 2
Coding region: 50-2215 (721 amino acids)
Biological process (GO): regulation of DNA-templated transcription
Molecular function (GO): DNA-binding transcription factor activity; sequence-specific DNA binding
Source: RefSeq, a predicted model, not a curated record
CAUUGCUCUUUGGGGGGGAAAGGGAGCACGGCAGAGAGAGCGAGUAGGCAUGGGCAAGCCAAAGGUGACGCGGUUCCUGCAGUCUGCAUACACUAUGAUAUCUACAUGUACCUCUGGUGUGGUAGGCUGGUCAGACGAACCCGAGGAAGGCAUCGGCUUUGAGGGCUACAUCGAGCUGUCUGACCCUGCCGCAGCCGCAACUGAGCUGCGCAAGUACUACAAGCACGGCAAUGUGGGCUCCUUCUCCCGCCAGCUGAACAUGUACUCGUUCAAGACGCGAAAGCAAGACAAUCGGCUUUGGUUCCAUCACGUCAACUUUCAGCCCGAUGCCAAGGACAGACUCGCGCUCAUCUCACGCAAGCCGGUCUACUAUCCGGCGGACAAGCGCAAGGGCAAGGGCUCCGAGUCGGCAUCGGGUACGUCGGCUGGGAAAGAGUCUGCCAAGCGUUCGGCGAGCAAUAAGUCGGCGAGCAAGCGAUCGGUGUCAUCUGCUAGUCGAGCGCCGCAGGCAGGGCGGUCGUCGGCAUCGAUUGCGUCGAGUAAUGCUGCUACCGGCAUGGCGGCGGCAGAAGCAGUGGCGACAGCGCGGUCGGGGUCGGCGCAGGCGGUCAAGUCUAGCCCGCCGCGGAGCAACGCGGCGCCGCGUGGCCCGGUGUCCAAGGCCGAGGUCGAGGCAUCGUCGGUUCUGCUGGCGGUCUCCAACUCGCGGCCGAUGUCGCAACCCGGGUCGCGGACCAACUCGCGGCCGACAAGCCCAUCCGUGAGUGCCAUGGUCAACACGACGACGAUGGCGAUGGCCAGUGCGGCAGCAGCGGUGGCGCACGCCGGGCUGAUGGCGAUGCGCAAGCGGAAGCACGGGGCCGGGCCGGGCGCGCCCGGUGGCGGCUCGCCGCGGUCGUCGCCGCGAGCUUCGCCGCGGCUCCCGUUUGCCUCGCCACCACACUGGGAUGCGGCAGGCACGCCCGGCCACUCGGGCUUUACCUCGCCGGCACCCGAUCACUACCCAGGCGUGAUGCGGUCGCCCGGCGGCGGGUUCCUCAACCUCACGCAGGAGGCAUUUUCGCGGUUCUCGCCGUCGCUUGUCGAGCCGCAGCGUCCGGACGCGCUCGACCACAACCUCCAGUUUGACAUCAUGGCCAAGCGGUUCUACGUUCAGCUUCUCCGGUCACUCUACCGGGUCCGCGACGACCUGUACGGCGGCCUCGUCUUUUCGCAGAAGAUCGGCAACCGCGAGUAUGUCAUUCGUGUGACCGACAAGCUGCCUGCGCCCAUUGAGCCGGUCAUGGGCGAAUUUAUCAUUGUCGACUCGUCGCUCGAGCCGGUUGCGCCGCCAUCGACAGGCUCAUCGACGGCGUCGAUGUUCUCACCGCUCUCCACCACUGGCUCGUCGGGCCCGGGCACUGUGAGCGAGUUCUCGGGCGUCCCGUUGGAGCCACCGUUCGGUGUGUCGUACACCACAGCGAUUGGCCUGUCGUCGUCGCUGGACCACGGCUCGCCACACGCCCAGUCGCAGCCGGCACCAACCGACAUCUCGGGCCUGGCCCAGGCUGUGGAGGCCUCGCCAGGCUCGCGGACGCGCCGGCUCUCGCUCCCACGGCUCGACACCUCGGUCCACCCGACCGCCAAGCGCCGCAAGCUCCUCUCGUCCGGCGGACCGCAGCUCCUUGCCCGCGAAGUCGCCCCGCGUAUCAAGCACAUCCCAUGGGGUCCACCGCGUCGCUGGCGCUCGCUCACCGGGCUCGCCGUCGAGCACUCGUCGUGCACCCGUGUGGACAAGAUGGUCAAGUACGUGGCGUUCCGGCAUACUCGCGACCCAUCGUUCAUCCUCUACCAUCCGGUCCCAUACAACCCACAGGCGACCGCUGCACAGCUCUCGCGCGACCUGGCCAACAUCGACUCGCUCGAUGUCGAGGCCGAACAGACCUCGGCCGGGACCGUCAAGAAUCUUGCCCGCAUGAACCGCGGCGCUGCUGCCCUCGCUGCUGCCAUCAACAACCGCCUCGAGCGCCAGAAGCGCUUGCGUCUUCAGCCCGCUGCCGCCGCAACCACCGCCUUCCGCACAUCGCCGCUCAAGCCGGUCAUCGCUGGACCCCCAGCGGCGGCAACUCGCACCAGACCCUACAGGCCGCCGCCGUCACCAUCCAGCACCACCAGCAGCAGCUGCUGGCGCGGAGCCAGGCGGCGGCAUCAUCGCAGCAGCAGCAGCAGCGCAUGAUGGAGAUGCAGGCGCAGGCCGAGCUGGCGAGUGCCGGCCCGAUGCCUCCGCCUCCGCCCCCACCAGCGUCGGCGUCGGGUGAGUCGCAGACCACCAGCACGCAGGCAGCCGCCGGAUCCGGCUACGGCCUCGCGCCCCUCGUUGUCCCCAACGCCGGAUCGACGGCGCUCUUUGGCCAGGGCUCGACGUACCUCCUUUCGCCCACACCCGAAGCGGUUUCGGCCCUUGCCCAGCGACACGGCCUCGACACCGGCUCGAUCUUCUCGGUAGCUGGCAUGGUGGCAGCCCCGCUCCGCGAUGCUAUUUCCCCCAACACCGGCGGCGGGGCUGGUAGCGGAACCGGGCCGAGUCCCGGACCACAGCAUCAAACGGCAUGAUAUGAUGA